Molecule: messenger RNA, 1374 nt
Organism: Cygnus atratus (black swan)
Lineage: Eukaryota; Metazoa; Chordata; Aves; Anseriformes; Anatidae
Product: C-type lectin domain family 6 member A-like
Exons: 6
Coding region: 116-832 (238 amino acids)
Source: RefSeq, a predicted model, not a curated record
ACAUCAGAUUAGAGUCUGCGCAGACCGCCCAGCACUAUGGGAGCUGCCCUAGCUCCUCCUCCUGCAUGAGGAGGGCUGCGUUUGUGGCUGUACCAGUAAGGUGGACGGACUCUUGAUGGAGAAGAGUGAUGCUAUGGCAGCGAUAAUGAACCAACAAGGGAGAGUCAGUCCUGGGACUGCAGCCCCAGCAGAAGGGAGAAGCUGUUCCCGCCUGAGCCCCUGGGUCUUCCUUGUUUCUGCCCUUGCCGUCAAAACUGCCCUUGUGACCGUCGGCCUCGUUGUUCUCUUUCACAGAAGCUGCGGCCAGUACAAGACUCUGCCUCAGAAUGCUCCAGAGUGGCACUGCGUCCCCAAUGUAUCUGCAAGCAAAAGGUCUUCUUCCCCUACGGAGGACAGCUGGAUGUGCUGUCCAGAGGGCUGGAGAUGCUUUCAAGAAAGCUGCUAUUACUUCUCAGCUGAUCGGAUGCCCUGGGAUGAGAGCCAGCAGAACUGCAGUGGGAUGGGCUCCCACCUGGUGGUGAUCAAUACAGAAGCAGAGCAGGAGUUCCUCUUCAGCUCGGUGAAAGGACUAGUUACUAACACCUACGAAACAAAAUAUUACAUAGGCCUGACUGCUCACAAAAAUGGGCAAUGGCAAUGGGUGGAUUGGACUCCAUAUAAUAGGAUGGCCUCGUUCUGGAAACCUGGAGAACCCAAUUUACUCUUUGCAGAAAAAUGUGCUGCAAUUCAUGUCAAGGGAAACACGGACUCCAACACGUACAGUAACUGGAACAACAUCCUUUGCUCUACAAGUUGCUAUCGAAUUUGUGAAUUGGCAGUCAAAUUUGUCUGAGGAAGGUGUCCUGGUUUUGGUUGGGAUGAAGUUAAUUUUCUUCAUUGUAGCUUGUAUUGUAGCGGAACAGUCUCUCCCUUGGAAAAGAAGAGGUAUUGUCUAAGUUUAUUUAAGGAUCCCCAUAAUCAACUAUCAUUUAUGUAGCACAGGACAAAAAGUAAUCCAUGUUCAAUGUUUAACCUAGGCUCCAUUUGAUCAGGGGCAAAAUGCUCUUUCUGGAAGAAAGAAUGGAAAGGAGGCAACAGAAAGUAGCCUUAAGUUGUCCUUAGGUGAUGUGACCACAUAUGGAUAAAAAGGGUUAGGGUACUUCAUCAGGGAAGACCACUGAAGAUCACCAAGGACCCCCAAAGAAAAGGAGGCAUGAGCAGAAGGGCCUGAAAAGGACCCAAGAAGGAUGAUGCCACAGAAUUAUGUAACUCAUGUAGAUUAGCAUUAAUAUGUAUUGAAUUGAUAGAAUAUGUAUGAAUUUACUGUAGCAAAGAAACCAGCACUGGGCGUGCUUGACUUAUGGAAAAUCCACCAAGCACCCAGGCCUGAAUAAA